CGGGCCGGGAAACGGCGGCGAUGGAGGCGAGGGGCUCGGCGGGCGGCGGGAGGCCCGUGAAGGGCAUCCUGAAGAACCGCUCUGGCAGCGGCGGCGCCAGCGGGCGGGGCCUGGCCGACUCCGAGGCUCUCUCGCAGGCGUUGCCGCUGCCGCCCCCCGGGCCGCUCCUGCAAGCGCAGCCGAGCAGCGAGAGCCGCGGCGAGGAGCACGGGAAGAAGACGCAGAAGUGGGACGAGAUGAACAUCCUGGCCACCUACCACCCGCCCGGGAAGGACUACGGGCUGAUGAAGAUCGACGAGCCCAGCACGCCCUACCACAGCCUGAAGGAGGAGGACGCCGGCAGCGACGCCGAGGACAGCCCGGUGCCCACGGCGGACGUCCUCGCCAAAAAGUUGGCAGCGGCAGCACAAGGGCAGGGCCCCAAAAUCCUGGCAAGGCAGGAUGACAGCAGUGACGAGGAGGAGGAGGAGGAUGAGGUAGACUUAACUCCAGAAGAAUUGGAGAAAAAGAGGCAGUUUGAAAUGAAGAGGAAAAUGCAUUACAACGAAGCGCAGAACAUCAAGCUGGCCAGGCAGCUGAUCGCAAAGGAAAUGCACGGCGAGGCUGCUGAGGAGGAGGAGGAGGAGGAGGAUUGUGAGGAGGAGGAGGAGGAUUGUGAGGAGGACGAGGAGGAGGAGAUGCAGGAUGAGUGUAAAACAAGUACAGAAUCAGUAACUGCUCCUAGCGACCCGUGUGAGAACGUUGCACACAGCCUGGAAGAAGUCUGCUCAGGACUGUAACCGCUUCCAAAGCCACCCUUUUGUGUUCCUUGCCGCAUCACCCUUCUGCGGGUCUGUUUCAACAGGUUGGCUUGCACUUUGGUAUUUGACGAAAAUGGUGGUGAUCUCAAGGUUUUCUGUUUGGCAAUGAAAAUGUUGCUGAUGUGGCUGGUUCUAGUGGUCACAGAAGAUGGUUUCGCUGUUCAUCUGCUGAAGGACACAGUGUGGGGCAGCGCCAGUGAGCCAGGCCCAUCGGUGUCACUCCUUUCUCUGGUUUGAACCUGCAGAAUACCUGGACACUUUGUUUUCACUUUUGUCAUGCUGUAGUAUUUGAGUUACACACAAAGGUCCCCAUAAGGGCUUGAUGUGAAUGCGCGGUACUGCAGCUAGGAAAAAGAAUGAGCCCCUUGGCACCCGACGAGGCCUUUUGCAAAAGGGAUUAAUGGAAGAGUUCCCCCCUCCCCUCCCGCAGAGUUUGCAUCUAGCUGGUUCGGAGAGGCAGGCAGUUCUUGCCUCGGCGGCCUGCCGAAAGGGAAAAGCUGGACGGCAUUCCCAGCUGCAGUGUUCCAAAGCGGGAGACGAUCAGCCCGUCUAGGUAGCCGCUGUAGCUUUUUUUCCAACUUGAGUGGGCCGGGAUUGGGAGCAUUGCACGGGCUCCUCCAUCAGGCCCUCUGCUUCUCAGGGUGCCUUCCCCCGUGGUCGAAGGGUCUGCCAGCCUCUAGAAGAUAAAACCAGGUUCAACACCCCCAUCCCCGUGCUGCCUGUUGGCUUUCCUUCUCUCUCUGGCGGGGCCUGUGGAACAGCCUAACUGGCCUCCCGCUCAUACAUAUAUAUAUCCAUGCAUCUAUGGAUGUGUGGAGAGACACCAAUUACCGGACAGAAUUUCUGAGGGCGGCAUUCUCCAGCAGUCCCAGUUGACGGUAGCACCAGGCAGGCAGAGAUCCUCCUCCGAGGAGACUCUGGUGUGGUGGCACAGAGAGAGAGUGCACAGCCCCCUGCUUUUGCUGCGUAGCUAGAAGAGGCAGCAUUCCCACAGCCCUCUCUUGCCCUGUGGUCUCUCUUCGGCAACCUCUCCACCCACCCUCCCCGCGUCAUGAAUGAAACUGAAUCAAACAGCUGUUUUGUAGUUUGGCCUUCCUGAUUUUCUUACGCCUUGGAAGAGGGAGGUGCAUCUGUGGGUCAGCUAAUGUUUGUAAAAUGAUUGGGAAUGUUCUGACGAGCUGAAGUUGCCCGGAAAACACCCCGGUUGUGCUACUGAGUUUGCUCCUCCACUUCUGGGUUCCAUUUCACUGGCUUGUUUCCUCCAUGUAACUGUUUUAUUGAAGUAAAGAAACCACCAAGUGUA
This is a messenger RNA of Pseudonaja textilis, 2103 nucleotides long. It is a transcript of the gene PPP1R2, whose product is annotated as protein phosphatase 1 regulatory inhibitor subunit 2. The record is from RefSeq and is a predicted model, not a curated record. Lineage: Eukaryota; Metazoa; Chordata; Lepidosauria; Squamata; Elapidae. Gene Ontology annotation, molecular function: protein phosphatase inhibitor activity. Gene Ontology annotation, biological process: regulation of signal transduction.